Molecule: messenger RNA, 3338 nt
Organism: Xyrauchen texanus (razorback sucker)
Lineage: Eukaryota; Metazoa; Chordata; Actinopteri; Cypriniformes; Catostomidae
Gene: impa1
Product: inositol monophosphatase 1
Exons: 4
Coding region: 2062-3273 (403 amino acids)
Biological process (GO): signal transduction; inositol metabolic process; phosphatidylinositol phosphate biosynthetic process
Molecular function (GO): inositol monophosphate 1-phosphatase activity
Source: RefSeq, a predicted model, not a curated record
GUUGAAUGGAAGAACAGCAACUGUUGUCACGCGUCACUUAUAACUGUGUAAUAUUUUCAAUAUUUCCAGAGCACUUCGACCAGGAGUAUCAAUAUAUAUCUGCUAGCGGACCCCUGGCCGGGACCCGUUACAGAUCCUUGGGGGCUCGCCCGGGAUUCUUCGGCGCCACCUAGCUGAGUGGGAGCCGAAUGAUGACAACGCUGACCAGUGACUAACCCUGUCCAGCCGUGGAACUGCGACCGCGAACGAGUGGAGGCCUGUGAUCCAGAGCUAACUGCACCAGCACCGACCCGUGUUGCCAGCCGUGAGGGAAACAAGGAGCCAUCAUGUCAAUUCACAUUAGGAAAAGCUUACUCACCCUGUCAGCUGGAGAGCUUCUUCAGGUCGCCAGAGCGGUGGAGCCAGUGUCGAGCGAGGACCAGUCAGAGCUUGUGGAAGGAGACCAGGAAGGAUGUUACGAUCACAUCAACUUGUUCAUGUAUAGUAAGCAGUUACUUGACACGGAGGACGAGAGAAUGGUUCAGUUGUUGAUGUUGAAAGAUGCUAUUGACGAUGUGGUGAAAUGUCGUGAUGAUGAUGUGUCGAUGUCAAAUGUAAAAGGUGAUUCUGAGUUACAUAUUGAGCAGGGUAGGGAUAAGCGUGAUGACCGUGUUGAUUUUAUUGAAGGUUCAGUCAUUAUCCAAACAGCCCCUGAAAACACCACAGACACUCACAAACAGAGCCACCACACAUUCAAUGUAGCUAGUGCUGCGUCACCUAAUGAUAUUGCUGAUCUAGAUUCAGGCCCAAUAGAAGCAGCAAUGUUAAGUACACCUGACACAGCUAACACUGAUUUUCUUAAAGUGCUAGCUAGCUAUGAAGAGGUUAGCAAGAAACUCAUGCAGUGCUUACCAACAACACAUGCUGUACCGCCACAGACACAGUUAACCCAAUCCUUAAGCCUUCUUCAACAGCCAGACAGAAAACCACCAAGUGAACUUGUCUCUCAGUCGCAGCACGAGGGGAAGUGUUGUGGGUGAGAUGCCGGGUUCCGUCAAACAUGGAUGCCUCUACCCGAUUUGUGUUGCUGGAGAUGGAUGAAGAUAGCCUACCAUCUGGACAGUGGGAUGCAGGGCCAGGUUUGUUUGAAAUCCAGAACACAACAAAGCCCUAUGUCACCAUUCCAAUUGGUAAUAACACCAAUCAUGACAUCACAAUACCACGUAAAACAGCUCUAGGGAUCCUGCAGCAUGUUGAAAAUGUUGUGGAGGCAGAUACCCUGGACAAAUCACAGCCUGCAGCGACUGUCAGUCAGGUCACCACCACUCAGGUCAGCGACUCAGAUCCACCUCUGUGGGACCCACCUGUAACGCUCAACCAUCUGGAGGAAUAACAGCAUGAGGCUGUAAGAAAGAUGCUUCGUGAGGAGUCAGAUGCCUUUGCAAGAGACGGAAACGACCUCGGCCGUAUCCCAAACCUACAGAUGGUGAUCAAUCUCAAUGACGAGAUCCCUGUGCAGAGAGCAUACACAUCCAUUCCCAAACCAUUGUUUAAAGAAGUGAAAGAGUACAUUCAAGAUCUUCUUGUGAAGGGUUGGAUAGUGAAAUCUAAAUCUGCCUAUUCUGCACCAGUUGUAUGUGUACGGAAGAAGGACGGCACUCUUCGUCUCUGUAUAGACUAUCGUCUCCUAAAUAAAAAAACUGUACCCGACAGACAUCCACUGCCACAAAUACAGGAUUUGAUAGACACGCUAGGUGGGUACUCGAUGUUCAGCAUACUGGACCAAGGUAAAGCUUACCACCAGGGGUUUAUGGCAGAAGAGUCACGCCAUCUUACUGCCUUCAUCACUCCCUGGGGGCUUUACGAAUGGGUAAGGAUACCGUUUGGACUUUCGAAUGCACCGGCAGCUUUUCAAAGGAGCAUGGAGGAGAUGUUAGGCUCUCUGAGAGAUGAGUACUGCAUCCCGUACCUGGAUGACCUACUGUGCUACUCCAGAUCUUUCAGUGACCAUGUGGAGGUGAUCCGCAAAGUCCUCAGAGCGCUGCAGCAUCAUGAGUGAAGCUACGAGCAGAGAAGUGCGAAAUGUUCCAGAAGGAGGUUCGCUAUGUUGGACGCCUGGUAUCGGCUGAGGGAGUUCGAAUUGACCCCAAAGACCUAGAGGCAGUAAGGGCUUUAAAGAACAAAAUGCCCCAAACAGUUGGUGAUCUCCGAAGGGCUCUCGGCUUCCUGAGUUAUUACCGCUCCUACAUACAGGACUUUGCUAAAAUAGCAAAGCCAUUGUAUGAGUUGCUCCAAGUUAAGUCAUCCAUGCCCCAACCCCUUCCACGUCACUGCAAGUCCAAGGGUCCACAACUCCCAUCCAAAACACCCAUCAUAUGGAAGGCUGAUCACCAAAGCACCUUGGAAAGUCUUGUCAGUAUGCUGACCAACCCCCCAGUCCUUGCAUACCCCAACUUCGAGGAGCCAUUCGUCAUACACACGGAUGCAUCGGAGAAAGGGCUCGGCGCAAUCCUCUAUCAGCGACAGUGUGGAAAAAUGCGAGUCAUCGGAUAUGGAUCACGAACUCUGACACUUGCUGAAAGGAACUACCGACUCCACAGCGGAAAACUCGAGUUCCUUGCUCUGAAGUGGGCAGUGUGUGAGAAAUUUAGAGACUAUCUCUUCUAUGCUCCACAUUUCACUAUCUACACUGAUAACAAUCCGCUUACCUACGUCAUGAGCACUGCGAAACUCAAUGCAGUUGGACACCGCUGGGUUGGAGAAUUGUCAGAGUUCCACUUCAACAUUAAAUACAGACCUGGAAAAAGCAAUAGAGACGCCGACACACUCUCACGCAUCCCACUCGAUAUUGACCACUAUGUGGCGACAUGCACAGAGGAGCUGUCUCAGGAUGUGCUGCAUGCGACUUGGGAAGGGGGUAGAGCAGCCCAGAAGAAAGAUGUAGCAUGGAUUGCUGCACUUUACACCUCCUCUGCAGAUGUGAUACCACAGCCUCAUUCAUUCUUGCCCGAAAUAAGCCACGAAGAGCUGGUAAAAGCCCAACGAGAGGACCCUGGAAUAGGGGAAAUAAUGAGACUGAAAGAGGCAAGUAAUGUUCUUACUGACGAGGUCAGAAGGUCAGUGAGUGGGCUCACUCGCAAGCUCCUUCAUGAGUGGAGUCAACUACAUUUGGAGAAUGGAGUCCUGUACCGCCAAACACCAGAGAGAAAACAGUUAGUCCUGCCCACCAAGUAUCGGCUCUGGUUAAUCUCUUCUCAAGAACCCGGAAAUAGUACUUGCCAUGUAGGAGGAUAGAGCUGACAGUUUGUGUACAUUUCGCCGGUCAUUGAUCAAAAAGGGGGUCGUUACAUAAAGGCAAC